Molecule: messenger RNA, 705 nt
Organism: Strongyloides ratti
Lineage: Eukaryota; Metazoa; Nematoda; Chromadorea; Rhabditida; Strongyloididae
Product: ShKT domain-containing protein
Exons: 2
Coding region: 1-705 (234 amino acids)
Source: RefSeq, a predicted model, not a curated record
AUGAUUGUAUUUAACAUUAUUAUUGUUUUUAUUUAUAUUCUACAAAGUUUUCAUGUUACAUCAACGAAUUUGUCAAUUGAAGCAAAAAAAGAAAUAUGUAUUGCUGUUGUUGAGUCUAACAAAUGUAAUAAUACUGUUUUAAGAGAAUUUGUUUGUGAUAAUUGUCAAAAAGAAUGUAAUAAUAAAAUAACUCCAGAUUGUAAUGAAUUUAUUGGUAAUGAAUGCAAAGACUACUAUGAUUAUUGUUCAGAUGUAAAAUCAUUAUGUAAUGUUGAUUAUAUGAAAAGUUUUCUUGACAAAUAUUGUCCAAUAACAUGUAAUAAAUUAGAAUCAGCUAUAGAAUAUAUGAGUUGUCAAAAAAUUAAAGAUUUAGGAAUGUGUUAUGAUAAAUCUAACAGGCAUAUAAUAUGUAAUUCAUGCUUUACAACAUGUGGUUUUGAAAAUUCUAAUUAUUGUGAUGAGAAUAUUCUUAUAAAAUCAACAAAAGAAUGUGUUGAUAAAAUGGAUUGUUCAAGUUAUACCCAUCUUUGUAAUGUUCCUGCAUUAAAAGAUUCAUUAAAGGGUGUUUGUGAUAAAACAUGUAAUUAUUGUGAUGAUGGUACAACAUUGUCACCAAGUACAUCUAAUAAAAAAGAAAAAAUUUUUACAACAACACAUUUAAUAGAUAUCCAUCGAAAAGAUAUGUGUUUAUCAUUAAGAGAUUAA